AUGGCGGACUCGACGGCGGGAAACGCCGAUUCUCUGAGACUGGAGUUAAAGAAGGCGAUGACGGAGAUACUCGAGGACGGAGGAGUAAGCGAAGAUCGCGGUGAGGCUGACGAAAGAUGCGAUUCGAAUCUGAAACUUGAUGAGGCGAUUCGAAUCCUAAAUUCUCUGAGGGAAGUUGAAUCGAAGAAGAUUCCUGACUCUUCGUCUUCUUCUGUGCUCGAAGUGCCGAAAGAGUUCAAAUGUAUGCUCUCGCGUGCGAUCAUGAGCGAACCUGUAGUCAUUUCAUCUGGCCAGACCUAUGAAAAGAGAUACAUCAGUCAGUGGCUGAUGUAUAAAAUGACAUGUCCCAAGACUAAAGAAGUCCUCUCUCACCGUCUGUUCUCACCCAACCAUUCGAUCGCUGAGUUGAUUACGCAAUGGUGUCAAGUCAACAAGUACCAUCUGCCAAAACCAUCUGCUGCACCCGUUGGCCUAUUCCCUGAUGACAUACACCUAUUGCUUGAGAAGAUCUCCUCACCCUCCUCAGUUGAAGAUCAGACAGCAGCUGCAAACGAGCUCCGCCGUCAGACCAAGAGAUUUGCCAAUGUUCCGGCCUUCUUUGUCACUGAAGUCCCUGAUUCCAUCACACGUUUGCUCACUCCGCUCUCUGCUUUGGGCGAGGCCAUUGACUCGAACCCGGGCCUUCAGAAGGAUAUCAUCACCGCGUUGCUCUACAUCUCGAGGCUUGAGGAGAACAAAACAGCAGUUGCUCAGCAUCCUCUUGUGAUCCCACUGCUGACAAAGUCUUUGAAGAAGGGGACAGAUAAGACGCGAAGAAACGCUGCAGAGGCCUUAUCGGAACUUUCAAAACUUGAUUCCAACAAGAGCAUCAUUGGGAACGUGGAGACACUCAAGGCUUUGGUACAUGUCAUCAAAGAGGAUCAUUUCACAGCCGCCAUAAACGCCUCUUAUGCUGUUUUCCAACUCUGUUUCAUACCGGAGAACAGGGACAAAGUGGUUUCAGAAGGUUUGGUUCCCGCGCUGAUCAACAGGAUUAAAGAACGAAGCUUUGUGUAUAUCUACUUUGAUGUCUUGUCGCUUAUGACUACACAAAACGGGGUGAUUGAAGAAAUGGAGGAUCUAGGGUUUGUCGAUGUCAUGCUCAGUAUCUUGAGGAAUACGAGUUGCCCAGUGACUGGAGAGGACGGUGUAUCGGUUGUCCUCCUUCGCAUGUGCGAUGUGAACACGGGUGACAGAGACAGAGAGAGGACUAGGCUGAAACUGAUCAAAGAAGAGGAGGAGAAAUACUCGACAUUUACGAAGUUUGCAACGCAAGGAUCACAACGUGCAGUGGCAGAAGCAGAAGCGAUCUUGCAGUGGAUCAAGAGAUCCGGUACAGGUGAAGAAGAGCCAUAA
Molecule: messenger RNA, 1395 nt
Organism: Eruca vesicaria subsp. sativa (arugula)
Lineage: Eukaryota; Viridiplantae; Streptophyta; Magnoliopsida; Brassicales; Brassicaceae
Source: the annotation of a GenBank genome assembly